Molecule: messenger RNA, 1747 nt
Organism: Trichoderma harzianum CBS 226.95
Lineage: Eukaryota; Fungi; Ascomycota; Sordariomycetes; Hypocreales; Hypocreaceae
Product: carbohydrate esterase family 9 protein
Exons: 3
Coding region: 377-1747 (456 amino acids)
Biological process (GO): N-acetylglucosamine catabolic process
Molecular function (GO): N-acetylglucosamine-6-phosphate deacetylase activity
Source: RefSeq, a predicted model, not a curated record
GCUAAUCGGCGUUCAGGUUUCGAACUCUAUGCAGUUACUCGGCCGGAUCAAGGGAGUGAGACCAAGGCGUGAGGCGUGAGGCGUGUGGUUCUCAACUGGUGUGUGGUGUUUGUAAAUGCCGUAUAUACAUGUACCGGCCUUGCUCUCGGGCGUUGAAGCUGCUUCCUGUUCUGCUAUGGAGCCAGUAUCAAACGGUGCCGGGACAAGCAGCCCGAGUCUUUCUUCUCCCAGAGCGCUCUUUCUUGAAUCUUUGUUUCCACCACAUCCUCCGUGAAGCCCGAGAAAACAUCUCUAGCAUCAGAAGAUCCUAUAAAAGACAAAAAAGACUUAUACAAAAGAAUCCUUUGCUCACAAAGGGGAGCGCCGGAGCAACAACAUGCCCAUAGCACUGUCCCCUCCCUUCCGGCCAAGAAAUGGCUUGACCAAGUUCACCAACUGCCGCCUCCUGCGCGGCGAUAAGCUGGUCGAGGAGGAUCUCUGGGUCAGCUCGCUGUCCGGCAAGGUUGUCAACAGCCAGGCUGCCUUUUUCGACGAUCUCGUCCUCCCCGACCAGACCAUCGACCUCGGCGGCCGCAUCAUCUCACCUGGCAUGAUCGAUGUGCAGCUCAACGGCGCGUUUGGAUUCAACUUCUCGACGCUGCUCGAUGACAUGUCACAGUAUGGCAAAAAGGUCAAGGAGGUGCAGAAGUUGCUGGUGCAGACGGGCGUCACAUCGUACAAUCCCACCAUCACCAGCCAGAGGCCAGAACUAUACCAGAAGGCUCUUCCGUUCCUAGGACCGUCAGGGCACUUGCAGGAGGCCGAAGAUGGGGCCGAGUCGCUCGGCGCUCACUGCGAGGGGCCGUUCCUCAGCCCGACCAAGAAUGGCGUGCACAACGUCGACGUGUUGAUAGAGGCGCAGACGUACGAGGAUCUCGAGGCGUGCUACGGCAAGCACAAUCUCACGCCUCGCGCCGAGGGCGACAAGAUCCCCAUCAAGUACAUCACGGCGGCGCCGGAGCGCGGCCAGAUGAUGAAGCUGAUUCCGGAGCUCACGGCAAAGGGCAUCAUCUACUCGGUGGGACACUCCGAGGCGACCUACGAAGAGGCGUCCAAGGCCGUGGGCCAGGGCGCGACAAUGAUUACGCACCUGUUCAACGCCAUGCGUCCUCUGCAUCACCGAAACCCAGGCAUCUUCGGCGUCCUGGGCAUCGCCGAGAGCCUGCCGCGGCCGUACUUUGGCAUCAUCGCCGACGGCAUCCACUUACACCCAACCACCAUCAAGAUUGCCUUCAACUCACAUCCCGACGGAUUCAUUCUCGUCACCGACGCCAUGCACCUUGUCGGACUGCCUGACGGCGCAUACCCGUGGACCAACGGUGACACGACGUGCAAUAUCGUCAAGGUGGGAUCCAAGCUGCUCCUGGAGAAUUCCGACACCAUUGCCGGCAGCUGUUAUCGCAGCACGUACACCGCAGGAUAUGCUAACAUUAGAAUCAACCCCCCCAGUUCCAUCACCCUCCUCGAAUGCGUCAACAACUUCCUGCAGUGGACAGGCACCGGAAUUCCACACGCGCUCAAGGCUGUGACGGCGACCCCCGCUGCGAUGCUGGGCUUACAAGGGGUCAAAGGAUCGCUUGACGCUGGUGCUGACGCUGACUUGGUCAUCUUUUCAGAGGCGAAAACGCCCGGCCAGCCCAGCACUCUGGUAUUGGACGAGGUAUGGAAGUUUGGCACCAGAGUUCACCGCGUCAUCCACAAUUUGUAG